This is a messenger RNA of Podospora pseudopauciseta, 240 nucleotides long. RefSeq lists its product as uncharacterized. The record is from RefSeq and is a predicted model, not a curated record. Lineage: Eukaryota; Fungi; Ascomycota; Sordariomycetes; Sordariales; Podosporaceae. Bases 1 to 240 code for a protein of 79 amino acids. The transcript has 2 exons.
AUGCACGACAACAGCACCAUUCCCAUUGCAACAACACUGAUUUUACAUUACGGCGAUUCCAACCUCGAUAUCUCAAGGCUCUACGAUAAGCCCAGAGGGAAUGUGUAUGGGCAUUAUAGACUCUGCGCCCCUCGAACUACCACGACAUCGAACUCCUACUCGUGGAGUAAGAACAACAUGUCGGCAUACAUGUGGGACGCUGGACUGUGGGGGGAGCAAGUGCCGAAUCUAGGCGGAUAG